AUAAAGCCUAAGAACUGGGCGUCGGAUUCACCAGUCACCAUCUCACUGGCCGUGUGACUGCGGACGAAUUUUUCCCGACGUGAAUAUCGCAAUGAAGUUGGUUUUCAUGCGUGUGUUUCUGUGCUGUGUCCUUCUGUUAUCUGGCGUUUUAUGCAGAAGAAGCGUGAGCGGACGAAGAAGAACAAACUUUGAAAAUCUAUCCCAGUCGAGGAUUUCAGCCUCUGCACAGCGAAUCAUCGAUGUCUGGGAACAACAAGAACAGCAAGAACAACAAAAACAACAACAACAAGAGGAACAGCAAGUCAUCCAAAGUCAGAAUCGGUGGGACGGAACCUGGUUCCAGCAACGCCCUGUUAAAGAUGACUGCGUCUUCGGCUACGACCUGGUGCCCGAGAACCACAUUAAGCCACUCCUCCUGAAAUCGGACAGCAGUGGCUUUCUUUACCCUGAAGAGGAAGGAGAAGACAGAAUCAUGGGCGUGCGGGCGGGGGCGUCUUUCACGGCCGCUUGCCCUGGGGAAAAUAACAAGCUGUUUCUAAACGGACGACGGACAGCCACCAUCACCUGCAGGGGGGGGCGAUUCCUCUACGGCAGAAGGGCCUUGAGCUGGGAUAACUUAGGAUGCGCCGAGAAGCCUUGUCCUAGCAUCAGAGAGGCGGGGUCCUGCGGGCUAGGAGGCACCACCACCGUCAUCGGCUGGGACCUUAAAAGGGGUGUGUUCGUGCCCGAAAUUGAACUCUGCUUCAACAAGAAACUCGAGACGACACUCUACUCGCACCAUGUUGUCCCCGGCAGACACAUCGGCCAGAAGACGAUCGAGCCCGGCCGCCCUUCCUUCAAGAAAGCCGACAUGUUCUCCGGCAGCAUCCAGAACUCGUACCGCAUCAGGAGGCAAAAGGACCUCGUCCAGACGCUGCUGGGUGACCCCUCUCUCCUCACCGGCAAGGGUCAGCAUUACCUGGCCCGAGGUCACCUCACGCCGGACUCCGACUUCGUGCUGGAGGCCGAGCAGGACGCGACCUACUACUACGCCAACGCUGUUCCGCAAUGGCAGGCCAUCAACAACGGGAACUGGAAGAGCUUAGAAAAUUCCGUGCGAGAGUUGGCCGAAAAACACAAGCGCACGUUAGACGUCUGGACAGGAACCCAAGGCGUCCUGGAGCUUCCGGGCAGAAGGCAGCAGCCGGUCAAAGUGUACCUCGGCCUCUCCGACAGCAAGGAGAUUGUUCCUGUUCCUGCGUACCUGUGGAAAGUGAUCUACGAGUCGUAUACAAACAAAGCCGUGGCGAUCGUGAUGGUCAACAACGUCAAUGGUCAAGGAGCGACAAGCCAGGCACCUCCCUGCGAAGACAUCUGCGCCUGGCUCUCGUGGGUGGACUGGGAAGUGGAGGACGCGAGCAGCGGAAGGACCUACUGCUGCUUCGUGGACGACUUGAAAUCCUCCUUUGAGAACGUGCCUGAUCUCGGCCGGGUUAGACUGCUUAGCAAUUGAUGUCCUCGUGGGGACUGGGGUGGGGAGAGGAUAGUGAAGUAACGAAAGAAAGCCUUCUGGGAUUGGAAUGUGAAUAUGUUAGUUAAGGUCACUGAAGUCCUUGAAGAAAGGGGAGGGAAUUGGAAUAUUAAUGAAAUAUGUGUGUGAAUGUUUCUAUGCAAGUGUUUGUCUCUGUUCAUUUGUGUAGACGAAAAUGAAUAUUGAUAUGAGAUUUGUAUAAAAAAAAAAAAAAAAAAAAAUGUAUUUGUCCUGUAUCAGGAUAACAAGUUAACUAUCAAGUUUGUUUGGAAAAAAUCCGAUUGCUCUGUAAUUAGUAUUAGAAAACCAGCAUCACUUUUACUUUUAUUAUAAUAACAUAAAAUUUACUUAACUUGAUGUAAUAUAUAAUAACUAGUAUUUAAGGACGCACCAAGCAAAAACUAUGAAUGUCGAUUAGUGAAGAUAUUACAUAUAAAUUAUUAUCCGAAAGUAAAUAUGUAUAGUAUGCAGUGUACAAUGGCUGUAAGUGUUAUGUAACGAUAUUUUGUCAAAUAUACAUUUUUUUUAACCGA
Messenger RNA from Penaeus chinensis, 2043 nucleotides. RefSeq lists its product as uncharacterized. Gene Ontology annotation, cellular component: nucleus; mitochondrial inner membrane. The transcript is spliced from 7 exons. The coding region runs from base 92 to 1492 and encodes 466 amino acids. Lineage: Eukaryota; Metazoa; Arthropoda; Malacostraca; Decapoda; Penaeidae. Gene Ontology annotation, molecular function: nucleic acid binding; RNA endonuclease activity; metal ion binding. Gene Ontology annotation, biological process: apoptotic DNA fragmentation. The record is from RefSeq and is a predicted model, not a curated record.